Molecule: messenger RNA, 10065 nt
Organism: Callithrix jacchus (white-tufted-ear marmoset)
Lineage: Eukaryota; Metazoa; Chordata; Mammalia; Primates; Cebidae
Gene: SMAD2
Product: SMAD family member 2
Biological process (GO): transforming growth factor beta receptor signaling pathway; activin receptor signaling pathway; SMAD protein signal transduction
Cellular component (GO): heteromeric SMAD protein complex
Molecular function (GO): RNA polymerase II cis-regulatory region sequence-specific DNA binding; I-SMAD binding; DNA-binding transcription factor activity, RNA polymerase II-specific
Source: RefSeq, a predicted model, not a curated record
GCGGGAGGCAGGGUGCCAGCCCCGGGGCUGCGCCGGCGAAUCGGCGGGGCCCGCGGCCCGGGGUGGCAGGCGGGUCUACCCGCGCGGCCGCGGCGGCGGAGGAGCAGCUAGCCAGCCAGCAGCCCGCCAGCCGCCGGGAGCCCCCUCCAUCCCAUCGGAAGAGGAAGGAACAAAAGGUCCUGGACCCCCCGGAUCUGACGGGGCGGGACCUGGUGCCUCUGUGCAGCCAUUCAGAUUCCAAGCUGAAAGGGUAGCCAGCAGUAAAGGAAGGCUGUCUCAGUGUGGUAGCACCCUAUGCCUCCCCUUUCUUCGAAGUUGGUGUAGUUGUGAUGUAUUCAGGUUCGAUACAAGAGGCUGUUUUCCUAGCGUGGCUUGCUGCCUUUGGUAAGAACAUGUCGUCCAUCUUGCCAUUCACGCCGCCAGUUGUGAAGAGACUGCUGGGAUGGAAGAAGUCAGCUGGUGGGUCUGGAGGAGCAGGCGGAGGAGAGCAGAAUGGGCAGGAAGAAAAGUGGUGUGAGAAAGCAGUGAAAAGUCUGGUGAAGAAGCUGAAGAAAACAGGACGAUUAGAUGAGCUUGAGAAAGCCAUCACCACUCAAAACUGUAAUACUAAAUGUGUUACCAUACCAAGCACUUGCUCUGAAAUUUGGGGACUGAGUACACCAAAUACGAUAGAUCAGUGGGAUACAACAGGCCUUUACAGCUUCUCUGAACAAACCAGGUCUCUUGAUGGUCGUCUCCAGGUAUCCCAUCGAAAAGGAUUGCCACAUGUUAUAUAUUGCCGAUUAUGGCGCUGGCCUGAUCUUCACAGUCAUCAUGAACUCAAGGCAAUUGAAAACUGCGAAUAUGCUUUUAAUCUUAAAAAGGAUGAAGUAUGUGUAAACCCUUACCACUAUCAGAGAGUUGAGACACCAGUUUUGCCUCCAGUAUUAGUGCCCCGACAUACUGAGAUCCUAACAGAACUUCCGCCUCUGGAUGACUAUACUCACUCCAUUCCAGAAAACACUAACUUCCCGGCAGGAAUUGAGCCACAGAGUAAUUAUAUUCCAGAAACGCCGCCUCCUGGAUAUAUCAGUGAAGAUGGAGAAACAAGUGACCAACAGUUGAAUCAAAGUAUGGACACAGGCUCUCCAGCAGAACUAUCUCCUACUACUCUUUCCCCUGUUAAUCAUAGCUUGGAUUUACAGCCAGUUACUUACUCAGAACCUGCAUUUUGGUGUUCAAUAGCAUAUUAUGAAUUAAAUCAGAGGGUUGGAGAAACCUUCCAUGCAUCUCAGCCCUCGCUCACUGUAGAUGGCUUUACAGACCCAUCAAAUUCAGAGAGGUUCUGCUUAGGUUUACUCUCUAAUGUUAACCGAAAUGCCACAGUAGAAAUGACAAGAAGGCACAUAGGAAGAGGAGUGCGCUUGUAUUACAUAGGUGGGGAAGUUUUUGCCGAGUGCCUAAGUGAUAGUGCAAUCUUUGUGCAGAGCCCCAAUUGUAAUCAGAGAUAUGGCUGGCACCCUGCAACCGUGUGUAAAAUUCCACCAGGCUGUAAUCUGAAGAUCUUCAACAACCAGGAAUUUGCUGCUCUUCUGGCUCAGUCUGUUAAUCAGGGUUUUGAAGCCGUCUAUCAGCUAACUAGAAUGUGCACCAUAAGAAUGAGUUUUGUGAAAGGGUGGGGAGCAGAAUACCGAAGGCAGACGGUAACAAGUACUCCUUGCUGGAUUGAACUUCAUCUGAAUGGACCUCUGCAGUGGUUGGACAAAGUAUUAACUCAGAUGGGAUCCCCUUCAGUGCGUUGCUCAAGCAUGUCAUAAAGCUUCAUCACCAAUCAAUUUCCAUCAAAAGACUUAAUGUAACAACUCUUCUGUCAUAGUAUUGUGUGUGGUCUCCAUGGACUGUUUACUGUCCAAAAGUUCAAGAGAGAAAACAGCACUUGAGGUCUCAUCAAUUAAAGCACCUUGUGGAAUCUGUUUCCUAUAUUUGAAUAUUAGAUGGGAAAAUUAGUGUCUAGAAAUACUCUCCCAUAAAAGAGGAAGAGAAGAUUUUAAAGACUUAAUGAUGUCUUAUUGGGCAUAAAACUGAGUGUCCCAAAGGUUUAUUAAUAACAGUAGUAGUUAUGUGUACAGGUAAUGUAUCAUGAUCCAGUAUCACAGUAUUGUGCUGUUUAUAUACAUUUUUAGUUUGCAUAGAUGAGGUGUGUGUGUGCGCUGCUUCUUGAUCUAGGCAAACCUUUAUAAAGUUACAGUACCUAAUCUGUUAUUCCCACUUCUCUGUUAUUUUUGUGUGUCUUUUUUAAUAUAUAAUAUAUAUCAAGAUUUUCAAAUUAUUUAGAUGCAGAUUUUCCUUGUAGAAAAACUAAUUUUUCUGCCUUUUACCAAAAAUAAACUCUUGGGGGAAGAAAAGUGGAUUAACUUUUGAAAUCCUUAUCCUUAAUGUGUUCAGUGGGGCUUAAACAGUCAUUCUUUUUUUGUGUGUGUGUUUGUGUGUUUUUUUUUAACUGCUAAAUCUUAUUAUAAGGAAACCAUACUGAAAAUCUUUCCAAGCCUCUUUUCUCCAUUCCCAUUUUUGUCCUGAUAAUCAAAAUAGCAUAGCAUGACAUCUUCACCAGUAAUAGUUGCACUGAUACUGCUGGCACCAGUUAAUUCUGGGGUACAGUAAGAAUUCAUAUGGAGAAAGUUCCUUUGACACCCAAUUUUCGACAGGAAUAAUUGGCUUGUAUAACCUGGCAGUCUGUUGAUUUAACUUUCCACCUACAAAAAAAUACAUAGGUGGCAGUAUAAUUAUUUUCAGGGAUAUGCUAGAAUUACUUCCACGUAUUUUUCCCUUUUUAAAAAGCUAAUCUAUAAAUACCCUUUUUUCAAAAGGUAUUUUAAAAUAUUUCAACCGCAGACCUUCUGGUCUUCUAGUAGUUUCAUUUGAUUUAGUUACCAGAUUGUAUUAUGAAAUGAACCUUUUGUAGAUGUAAUUGUUUCUGCAAAAUACCUAGAAAAGUGAUGCUGAGGUACGAUCAGCAGAUAUGGGCCAUCUGUUUUUAAAGUAUGUUGUAUUCAAUUUGUAAAUUGAUUGUUACUCUACAUGUAAUUAUGAAUUCAGAAUUUUAAAAACUGGGGGGAAAAGCCAUUUCUUUAGCAAGUUCUUUAGCUUUUAAGUUACCUGCAGUCUGAGCUGUUCUUAACUGAUCCUCAGUUUGUGGUUGACCAUAUUUCAUACUCUGUAGUGAGAGGAGAUUUCCGAAACUCUGUUGGUAGUUCAUUCUGCAGCAAAUAAUUAUUAUGUCUAAUGUUGACUCAUUGCAGUUUAAACAUUUCUUCUUGUUUGCAUCUUAGUAGAAAUGGAAAAUAACCACUCCUGGUCAUCUUUUCAUAAAUUUUCAUAUUUUUGAAGCUAUCUUUGGUACUUGUUCUUUGAAAUCAUACUCAACCUGUCUCUACAGGUAUCAUUUUCGAUACUUUCAACAUUUGGUGGUUUUCUAUUGGAUACUCGCCAUUUUCCUGUAUUUGUGUGUAUAUGUAUGUGUUCAUGUAAAUUUGGUAUAGUAAUUUUUUAUUCGUUCAACAGAUAUUUAUUGUUCGCAUGUUUGUACCAGGAACUUUCUUAGUCUUUGGGUAAAGGUGAACAAGACAGCUACAGUUCCUGCCUUUGCUGAGACAGCAAUUACACUAAUCCUUAAUCAUCUUGUCUUUGAAGGAGAUAAACAGGGUACUGUACUGGAGAAUAACAGAUGGAUGCUUCAGGUAGGACAUCAAGGAAAGCCUCUCAGGAAAUGAUGCAUGAGCUAAUACCUGACAUUGAAGAAGCAAGCCAAGUGAUGAGCCAGGGAAGAUAAGCAUUCCUGGCAAAGAGAAUAGCAUCAAAUGCAAAAAGGCUCACACUAAAGGAAACUCAUGAUUAGAUAUUAAUGCUUUAUACAGAAAACUCUCUACAAAUCCAAACUUGAAGAUCAGAAUGGUUCUACAGUUUAUAAUAUUUUGAAGGUAGCCUUAUUUUGUGAUAGUCUGCUUCAUGUUAUUCUCACUAAUAUAUCUUCUUCCUCAACCUUUUGCUGUAAAAAUUUCAUUUGCACCACAUCAGUACUACUUAACAAGAGCUGCUUGCUUCCAGACUUCGUGCUGCCCAGUAAUUAUGUCUUCUACUACCCAUCUUGUGAGCAGAGUAAAUGUCCUAGGUAUUACCACUGUCAGGCCUGUGGGAGAUACUCAGUGGAGCCUCUGCCCUUCUUUUACUUAAGUGAGAAUUUGUAAUGGUGUUAGGCAACAGUUCUAGGGGCAGAAAACAACUCUGAAAGUGGUAGAAGGUCCUGGUCUUGGUGGUUACUCUUACAUUACUGUGGUGAGUGAAGCAGUGCCUACUGUGCUGUUUCAGUAGUGGAGCACAUCUCUACAGUUCUGCUGCGAUUUUUCUGAACAGUAGGAAAUUGGGACUCAACUCUUUGAAAACACCUAUAUUGAGCAGUUAUACCUGUUGAGCAGUUUACUUCAUGGUCAUAAUUACAUUUGUGUGAACAUGAUACUUUUUAAUGAGAUGACUUUUUUGCAUUUUAUCUACUGUGGCCUAAUUUUUAUUGAUUUCUCCCCCCCCAUUUAUAGGUGUGUUUUUCAUUUUUGUAAGUGAUAGAAUGCCCUAUUUGUUGAAUUUUAUCUUUAUUUAAAUUAGCAACAUUAUUUAGGAUUUAUUCUCCACAAUACUGAUAAUUUUCUAGGUUUGAUGACCUGAGAAUUGAAUGCCCAUGCUUUCUAUCAUAUUUCUAAGAUGAGUAGUAGUUUUUCCAGUAGGUUUUACAGAGACACCUUGAGUGCUGGCUAGGGGAGGCUUUUGGGGUUCCCACUGAUGUUGGUACAACCAGUGGCACUUUUAUUCUGUAUUGAAAUAUACUGCAUGAGAUUUCUUUUGGAAAGAGUUUCAUUGCUUUAAAAAGAAACUCAAAGUCUUUAUAACCACUGGUUGAGAUUAGAAAAUAUAACUGGAAUUAGGCCUACCUUCUGGAAUACCAUCGAUUGUGCUCUUUUCAUCCUACUUUAAAGAAGCCUUCCUGAUUAGAUUUAAGCUCUGCCAAUUAUACGAUUAUACCUUAUGAUAUACAUUCAGCCAGUAAACAUUUAUUGAUGCCUGUUGUUUGCCAGCCACUGUGAUAGAUACUGAAUAAUAAAAAGAUGACUAGAAUGGGGCCCUGACCCUUGAGCUGUGCUUGGUCUUGUAGAGGUUAUGUUUUUUUUCCUGGGGACCUGUCACUUUGCCAGAAGGAAAUCUAAUUUUCUUGAAAACGAGAUUUUCUUUGUAUGGUUUUACAAAUUGUUUAAUAUCUAUUUGUAUUUUUUUUUACCUUAAACCACAUUCAGUUUUGCUUGAUUCGUCUGUCUUUUGAACACUAUCAUGAUUUUUUUGUUAAAAUUAUUUUAAUUUCACUUUAUUUGUGCCUUUGUCAGUUUAAGACUAAGACUUAGAUGGUAAAACAAACAAACAUCAGUCUUAGACUCUUGCUAGUUGAAAUCAAAUAAAAGAGAAUAUAUACCCAGUUGGUUUCUCUACCUCUUCCAAAAGCUUCCCAUACAUACCUUUAAGAUCCUCUUUUUUCUUUUUUAACUACUAAAAACUUCAGCAUUUAUUCAGUAUUAAAUACCGUGUUGGUCUGAGGGUGGGGUAGGUUUAUGGUGGGAUAUAAACUAACACAAGACAAUCUUCGCUGUACUUAAAAUAUGUCUUCAUGUAGUCUUUCCUUUAAAAGCUGAACAUUCCAGUUUCCUAAUUUGCCCCCCUCCAUUCCAAGACCCUGUCCACCAAGUAUCUCUUUAGAUACCUAGUCUGUGAACCUGAACAAUGAAUGACUUUUUUUUCUUACCGAUCUAAGGCAUUGAUACUUGGACAUAUCAAACAUUUUCUUCCUUUUAUAUACUUUACUUUGCUAAAUCUAUUAUUUUCAUUAUCUGAAUUUUAUUCUUCCUCCCCUCCUGACAAUACAUAUCCAGGUGGUACUUGCUGGUUACCCUCUUUCUUGUUAGCCAUGUUUUUAUCUGCAUAUAUCAAAGUGUUUCCUUUGAAAUUACUAACAAAGGAACGUGCUUUUCAUACCUAGAGUCCUAAUUUCUUCAUUAUGAAGGUUGCUAUUCAAAUUGAUCAGUCACUUUAAUUUUACAAAUGGCUCAAAAAUUCUGUUUAGUAAAUGUCUUCGUGACAGGCAAAUGGCAUAAAUUUAAGAUUACGAACUUUUCUGACACUUCUAGCCAAUCUUUUCCCUACGAUGCCAGAUUUCCAUCUUGGGGCAUAUUGGAUUGUUGAAUUUAGGACAAUGGGGAGUAAUGAUACUGUGUGGUCUCCAGAGGUAGUCAGAAUCCUGCUACUGAGUUCUUUUUAUAUCUUCCUUUUCAGAUUUUUAUUACUAUUUUGUUUGUUUAGACUACACUUUGUAUGUGGGGAUUGAGGGGAAAUUAUCUCUUUGAGUGAAAUUCCUGUGUUUUGAGCCUUACAACCAGGAAAUAUGAGCUAUACUAGAUAGCCUCAUGAUAGCAUUUGUAAUAAGAACUUUCUCGUGCGUUUAUGUAAUUUUUUGAGUAGGAACUGUUUUAUCUUGGAUAUUAUAGCUAACUAUAUAUAGCAGAACUGCCUCAAUCUUUUUAGUAGGAAAUAAUGUGUGUGUAUGAAUUUAUAUGUGCAUAUACACUCAGAAAAACUAACAGUUGGGGUUAUUCUAACAGUGUUAAAACAGUUGUUCCAUUGUUUAAAUCUCAGAUCGCAGUAAAAUGUUCUUAAUUUGUCUGUAUACAUUUUUCUUUAAUGGACAGACCAUCAGAGUACAUUAAUUUUCUUAAUCUGCUAUUUGGCAGUUCAAUUAUUAUACCAUUUUUUGGCAACUUGGUAAUUAAGACAGCUAAAAUUUAUUAACAUCAAAGAAUGCUCUGUCAUAAACCCCUUUACUAAACUAUUCUACAUUCAGCAGACUCUGGGAUGUACUAACUUAGAGUUAAUUUUGUUGUUGAUAAUAUUAGAUUGCUCCCUCUUUAAUUCUCCCCUGGUGUACGGUUGCUGCUUAAGUUACCCUGGGAAGUACUACUUACAAAGUCAGAUUUUCCUGUAUCUGACAGCCUGAUGGAAGGUGGUUCGGCUCUGACUUUAUCUUUGCUAAACAUAAAUGGAUUUUCCAAGAUUCUCUGGGACAUCCUUGACCCACAGGUGAUCUCACUGGAAUGUAUUCACUUUAAUGCCAGUUGGUUCGGUGCCAUGAGAUCCAUAAUGGACCCAGAAUUUCACCAUUGCUUAGAUGUAUGAGUCUCUUGGAAGAAUAAUGCCACUGAUGAUAGGGAUCAGAAAGGUAUAUUAACUCAAUAUACAGGCUUUUAGAUGUUCAAAAAAUUUCAAGAAAAAUAUCAUUCGUUUACCCUCCAAAAAAGUAAGAGCUCUUAGUUUCUCCAAAAUAUGCUCUUUGAUUUACUUCUUAUUUUUAAUUAAAGAUGGUAAUUUAUUGAACAAUGAAAUCCAUAAUAUAUUGAUUUAAGGACAAAAGUGAAGUUUUAGAAUUUUAAAAAUACUUAAAUAUUAUAUAUUUCCCAUUUCGUAAUUGUUCUAUUUACUCUGUAGCUUUCAAGUUUGUAACUAUUUUAUAAUGUUAGUAGGUAACUUGCCAUAUUUCUGGUUCUAUAUUAAGUUUUACCCUUUAUAAUGCUGUUAUUAUAAAGUUGGUUUUCAGCAUUUGUCUGUAGCAAUAGAAUUUUACUAAGUCUGUUCUUCCAGUAAGGUUGUUCUUUUCUAAGUUCCUAAACAAAUAUUUGUUUGCCACUCUUACUAUUACCAAUCUUGGAUUGUUCAAGCUGAAAAAAAAAAUUGUGGUGAGAAACAAUAGGGUCCUUUUCUGGUGAAUAUAGGUUCCUGCUUUAAGACUGGAAAUCUGUUGCUUUAUACAACUAAUAUACACACAGAUUAAUUAAAAUUGUGAGAAAUACUUAACACAUAACAGGUAACAUGUCUGAGUUUUGAAUUUUUUUUUUUAAAACUCAGCUUUUUGACAAAAUGCACAACCCAAAUUGGUACUUUCUUAGACCAGUUUUACCUCAUGCCUCGUUCUUGCUUUUCCAACCCUGAUUUUAAAGGCAUACUUGUAUCUUUUUAUUAGUAAUAGUGAAGAUGUGACACUAACCAUUUUAUACAAAAGAGUAAAGAAAGGAAAACUACAGAGAUUAAGAUGAAAACAGUUCUACAGUUGUUGAAUUAGAUCACAGUAUGGUGGGCAGAAUAAAAAUGUUCAUAUCUGAGAUUAUUCCUUUUGCCACCUUUUCCCAAGGCCAGACCUCCUGGUGGAGAGCAUUUAAAAGUAACAUUGUGGGCCUUUCUUAUCAGAGGGCUGUCUCUCCAGCUGGCAGUUUUUGUUUUUGUUUUUGAGAAGAAGUUCUACUCUUGUUGCCCAGACUGGAGUACAGUGGUGUGAUCUUGGCUCACUGCAACGUCCACCUUCCCAGUUCAAGCAGUUCUCUUGUCUCAGUCUUCUGAGUAGUUGGGAUUAUAGGCAUGCGUCACCACACCUGGCUUAUUUUGCAUUUUUUUUUUUUUUAGUAGAGACAGGGUUUCACCAUGUUGGUCAGGCUGGUCUCGAACUCCUGACCUCAGGUGAUCGGUCUGCCUUGGCCUCCCAAAGUACUGGGAUUACAGGCGUGAGCUUUUAUACACUACUCACUAAUUUGCUUGAUUGCUACCAACUGUUUUUAAUGUUAACACCUUUAAAUAAGGUUGUUCUGGACUUCCUGGCCUUUUAGCAAGCUUGGAGGAACUAGCCAUUAGCUAGUGACAUAAAAGUAUUUUGGGAUCCCUUAAAGGUAGCUUUAUGCUUUUGAAAAUUCUUACCUUUUCUCUAGUGAUAAUAAGGAAGGAGUGAGUAGUGUUCUCAGGGUGACCAGUUGCCCUAGUGUUACCUGGGACUGAGGGUUUCCCUGGAUGUGGGACUUUUCAUUGCUAAACCCAAGCAAGUCCCAGGUACACCAGAAGGAGCUGACCACCUUAGGUGUUCUUGUGAUUUACCCUCACUUCCUUAUGUUGUCAUAGUUGCUUCUCAACUCAGCUGCACCAUGGCUGUCAACAUUACUGAUACUUACUGGGAUAUGUGUCCUCUAGUCUCUGACUACUGUGAAUAGAACAUGAGGUUUAUAACACAAGUAGCUGAAGGUACCAGCAUGGUGGUGAGACUCACACUUAGUAGUGAUCCAGCAAAGAUAAAUGAUGUUUUAAUGGAACACAAGGGGCCAACUACAUAGCUAAGUUCUUUUGAACCUAUGUGUAUAUGUAAGUACAAAUAAUGUGUCCUUACAGGGUUAAACUUCAUCUGAUAUUUAGAUUUUUCAUAGUAAAAGGAAACCAAUUGUGGUUGUGGAUUUCUUUUGUGAGGAAAUACAUGGCCUUUGAUGCUAUGGCCUCUUCUGCAUUUCCCAGUCUGUCCUGCUCAAGAAGCUACAAUGUGUUACUACAUUUCUCAGUGAAUGUUGUGUUGAAAUGACUAAAUGCAUCAGCCAAUGGCAAGUGAAGGAAUUGGGUGUCCUGAUGCAUACUGAGUAGUUGCAUUCAAUUCUUAAUAGCCUCCUACUUAUAUGGUGCUUACCAGCUAGAACACUGAGCACAUAAGGUGAGAUUUUUUUUUUCUCUCAUGGGAUUAACUUUGUAAUGCAAUAUGAUGGAUGCAGACCCUGUUGUUUCUCUCUGGUAGUCCUCAGUGGCUGCAUCCUUGGUGCACUGUGAUGGAGAUAUUAAAUGUGCUCUUUGUAAGCUUUCAUUCUAUGACUGUCAAAAAUAUGAUGUGGUUCCUUUUUUAUUUUUAUUAAACAAUGAGCUGAGGCUGUAUUACAGCUGGUUCAGUUAAAAUGGUUGAAUACUGAUGUCUUUUCCCCACCUACACCAAAUACUUUAUUUAAAGUACAAAAAAAAGUUCUGCUUAAGAAAACAUUGCUUACAUGUCCUGUGAUUUCUGGUCAAUUUUUAUAUCUAUUUGUGUGCAUCAUCUGUAUGUGCUUUCACUUUUUACGUUGUUUGAUCUUACCUAUGUUAACAGCACUGUCACUGUUGAAAGGUGGUCAGUUUUCCUAGAAUUAAAAGAAAGCCAUUUGAGUUGUU